CAGAGGUUAAAAAGAGUUGUGGUAAUCAACCAUAUCUGAGAUUGCAUCAGAGUAGCAACUGAUCAAUGGAGAAGAGCCCUUGUGGUACAACCAGCUUAUGACGCCCCAUUUCGAAGCGGUUUUGGCAUUGUAUUUCUCUUCUGUCUUGUUGGAGCCUGUCCCUAGUGAGAUCACCAGAAACCGGCCGUACUCCAUUGGCUUCAUCGAGCAUCCGCCUGGGUUCUUCAUGAUCUGCUUGGUCACUUCUUUUAUGGCA
Molecule: messenger RNA, 256 nt
Organism: Linum tenue
Lineage: Eukaryota; Viridiplantae; Streptophyta; Magnoliopsida; Malpighiales; Linaceae
Source: the annotation of a GenBank genome assembly